This is a messenger RNA of Heterocephalus glaber (naked mole-rat), 1471 nucleotides long. It is a transcript of the gene Wdr55, whose product is annotated as WD repeat domain 55. Gene Ontology annotation, molecular function: protein binding. The record is from RefSeq and is a predicted model, not a curated record. NCBI's taxonomy places the organism in Eukaryota, Metazoa, Chordata, Mammalia, Rodentia, Bathyergidae.
AUGGAUAGCACGUGUGAGGAGGGGCCAGCGAACGUUGGGAGCGACGAGGAGGACUCUGACUCCACUGAAGCCCCAGCCCGGAUCCGGGACACACCGGAAGACAUUGUGCUGGAAGCACCGGCCAGUGGGCUGGCGUUCCACCCAACCCGCGACCUGCUGGCGGCGGGGGACGUGGAUGGGGAUGUGUUCGUCUUUUCCUAUUCUUGCAAAGAGGGAGAAACUAAGGAACUCUGGUCCUCAGGUCACCACCUCAAGGCUUGCCGAGCUGUGGUCUUUUCUGAAGAUGGGCAGAAACUUGUUACUGUUUCCAAGGAUAAAGCCAUCCAUGUGCUAGAUGUGGAGCAGGGCCGAUUAGAAAGACGUAUUUCCAAGGCUCAUAGUGCCCCCAUCAAUAGUCUGCUGCUGGUGGAUGAGAAUGUUCUGGCUACUGGGGAUGACACAGGUGGUGUCCGGCUCUGGGACCAGCGGAAGGAGGGUCCCUUAAUGGACAUGCGGCAGCAUGAGGAAUACAUAGCAGACAUGGCUCUGGAUCCAGCCAAGAAGCUGCUGCUGACAGCCAGUGGUGAUGGCUGCCUUGGUGUCUUCAACAUCAAAAGACGCCGGUUUGAGCUACUCUCAGAGCCUCAGUCUGGGGACCUGACCUCUGUCACCCUCAUGAAAUGUGGGAAAAAGGUGGCCUGUGGAUCUAGUGAAGGUACCAUCUACCUCUUUAACUGGAAUGGUUUUGGGGCCACAAGUGACCGAUUUGCCCUGAGAGCUGAGUCUAUUGACUGCAUGGUUCCAGUCACUGAGAGUCUGCUGUGCACUGGGUCCACCGAUGGAAUCAUCAGGGCUGUGAAUAUCUUGCCGAACCGAGUAGUGGGCAUUGUAGGCCAGCAUCCUGCAGAGCCUGUGGAGGAGCUGGCUCUUUCCCACUGUGGCCUCUUCCUGGCCAGUAGUGGCCAUGACCAGCACCUCAAGUUUUGGGACAUGGCCCAGCUCCGAACUGUGGUGGUAGAUGACUACCGUCGACGCAAGAAAAAAGGAGGGCCACUGCGUUCCCUGAGCAACAAGGCCUGGAGCACUGAUGACUUCUUUGCAGGGCUGAGGGAAGGAGAGGAUUCUAAGGCUACAGAAGAGGCGGAGGAGAGUGAGGAUGACAGUGACUGAAGGGAUGAGCAGGAUCUGUUGGGUCAGAAAUUCUCAUUGAGCAUGAGCCUUGCUUCCUAAAAUGAAUUCCUAAAGAGGAUAGGAAAUUUUUUAACAUGCUCAUGAGCUGUACUCGACCCCAAGAUAUGACUGUAUAACAACACUUGUGUAAGAAGUUGCACAGAGGAUCAGAACUCUAAUGAAGAGGGGAAGAAUGUGCCCUGGAGUAGCUGCUCAAUCUGCCAGUGUAAGACAAACCCUGAGUGUGUGAUAAGACAGCACAGACAUGUGUAUACUAACUAGGAGUUUAAUAUAAAUACAACCAGCAUAGAAAAACUCAAAA